Microplitis mediator is the source of this 1789-nucleotide messenger RNA. It is a transcript of the gene Gas8, whose product is annotated as dynein regulatory complex subunit 4. Gene Ontology annotation, cellular component: motile cilium; microtubule; Golgi apparatus. Gene Ontology annotation, biological process: cell motility. The transcript is spliced from 7 exons. NCBI's taxonomy places the organism in Eukaryota, Metazoa, Arthropoda, Insecta, Hymenoptera, Braconidae. The record is from RefSeq and is a predicted model, not a curated record. The coding region runs from base 115 to 1527 and encodes 470 amino acids. Gene Ontology annotation, molecular function: microtubule binding; small GTPase binding.
CAAACGUCAAAACAUUGACAGACAAAAUUUUCUUAUGUAAAUAAAAUUCUAACCAAUUUUCCAUCUCUCAAGUAAUUUUUUUUCUUCAACAAAAGUCACAUAAAAAAAAAAAAAAUGGGGCCAAAAAAAGCUAAAGGAAAAUCCUCUGAUACAGUAGACGGUAUAGACACUUCUAAAAUGAGCAGGGAACAAUUAGAAUUGUACUCUCAUAAAAUCCUAGAAGAAAUGGAACGGGAGCGCGAGGAGAGAAAUUUUUUUCAACUCGAACGCGAUAAAUUACGAACUUUUUGGGAAAUUACUAGGAAUCAAUUAGACGAAGCGCGAGCUACUAUAAGAAAUAAAGAGAGAGAAAAAGAAGAAUUAUUAGAAAAACAUGACGAAGAAAUAAAAUUAUACAAUCAAAAAGUAAAACAUUUAAUGUAUGAUCACCAUAACAAUUUAUCAGAAACGAAAGCUGAGCAUAUGGUGGCACUAAAACUUGCCCAGGAUGAUCACAAUGAAGAAGAAAAUGAGCUGAUAAAUGAUAAAAAAGAAUUGAGAAAAAUCCAAAAAGAAAAUGAACUCGCGCAUAUCAACGAAAUUCGUUCGCUGAAAUUGAAAAAUGCUGAAGAAAUGAGCGAGAUGAUAAAGAAGUUUGAGUCUGAAGCCAUGGAAAUGGAGCAGAAGUACGAGGAAAAAUUAAUGAGUCAGUGGGAGUCACUGAAUUUGAAACACAGAAUGGAAAUAUCGGAAAUUGAGGAGCGUAAAAAUAUGCAGAUUGCGAGUUUGAUUAAAAAUCAUGAGAAAUCUUUUACUGAGAUCAAAAAUUAUUACAAUGAUAUCACUGUUAAUAAUUUGUCGCUCAUACAAAGUCUUAAGGAACAAAUGGAAGUUAUGAAAAGUAAUGAAGAAAGAAUGAAAAAACAAGUACGAGAAUCGAUGAGUGAAAAUAAAAAAUUGAUAAGUGAUUUAAAAUCAGCUGAAGAACAAGUCGUUGAAUUGAGUCGGCAGUUAACAAAUUAUGAAAAAGAUAAAUUAUGUCUUUCUAAUACGAAAAAAAGAAUGACAGCAGUAGCUAAAGAUUACGAAAAUCUUAAGUGGGAAAAUGAAGUUUUGGAAAUGAGGUUUGAAAAAUGUCAAAAAGAACGCGAUGAAUUACACUCGAGAUUCGUCUCUUCUAUUUUGGAACUGCAGCAGAAGACGGGAUUGAAGAAUGUGCUGUUGGAAAAAAAAUUAGAAAAACUUUCGGAAAUUUUAGAACAGAGAGAAGCUCAGAUCGGCCAAGUUUUAGCCACUGCUCAGUUAGAUCCCGGAGCUAGUGGAGAAAUUAAUCAGAGAUUCGAGGACAUUUUGAAUCGUAAAAAUACAGCGAUACAAGAUCUACAGUACGAUUUAGCAAGAGCUUGUAAAGCACACGACGAUUUAUUAUUAAAUUACGAAAAUAAAUUACAAGAGUACGGAAUUUCCGAUCCCUCUUUGGCGCCGCCACUCAGCGCAAUAAGAAGAAAAAAAAGUAAUCGUACUGACAAAAUUUUAGCAAACUUGUAAAUAAUCGAAAAUUUAAUAUUUAAAUUUUUUAAAAAUUUCCCGCCAAAAAAUAAUUUUUUUCUGGGUUAAUAAAAACAUUUCAAAAAUUUAUAUAGUAUGACAUAUAUUUGAACUACAUAAAUUUAUAAUAUCCAAUAUAUAUCUUUUAUAAAUAUGAUCAGGUCACAAGGCUUCAAUUUUUUGUUAAUUUUUUUUUUACAGAUUUUUGGUUUUUUGUUGUGUAAUUUAAUUUUUUUAAACAUCAAAACACUAAAGUUCUCUA